CCCUGUUUUAGUCAUCAUCGGAUGAGACGGAUAUCAUAUACUUUGUUCAUUCGGGAUGUGGAUUCUGAAGUAGGUGACUGUUUGCUUUUAAGCAUAUUCCGCAUUUUCUCGUUUUGUUUAGACUUCUGUCGCUUACUUAAUUGACUGAUUGAUUGGUUCACCUCCUUCGCCAAUGCCAAACUGCCAGGCCUGGAAGGGACUGAUGCCAAAACGGAUCAGUUUGUAACAAGGAAAUAACGUUUGUCUAAGAUUGGCUCUACCGCCUUCGUGACAUUGACCUUAAAAAGUGUCAUUGGUUAUCUUCCGGGUGCAACCUUGCUUUAGUGCUUGCCGCAUUAGUGAAUUGCCACAAGGAUUCGGACUGUCCCGUCAAGCAGGUUGUAUUGUCCUUUAUCAUCACCUGGGUGCAGUGCAUAUGAAUUGCUGUCAGUUCUAACUCUUCUAACUCAUGGACGGCUUGGAUUCGCUCUACGGCAAACCACUCUCCGACAUGGCAUCAUUGCGGUCUUCGAAAUUAAAUGAUAGUACGACCCUUAGUUCAAUCAGGUCGAGUCCGAGUAGCUCCCAGAACCGUAAAUACGGCGCAGACGAUGACACCCAGCCACCAAUCGAAUUUGAGGAUACGUUUCAAAAAAGAACGAGUCAAGGGGUCGAAUUUGAAGAUGCGUUUAGAAGUCAACCAAUCGGGUUUGACCGUAGAUUUGGGUUGACGUGCAUUGUGCUGCAUGAGAGCCUCCACUCUGCUGCCUUCUACGUCCUUAUCCCUGGCGUUCUGUACAUGAAGGAAGGCGGGCCUUUGAAGUAUUCCGACAACCAGGCGGCUGUUAUCAUCCUCGUGUUUACGGGUUUGGCUUUUCUCCUUCCGCUGAUCGGUGGAAUCAUUGGAGACACAGUCCUGGGUCGCUACAAGGCAAUUCUCUUCGGCACGGUCAUCGAAUUCUUUGGAAUGGUCAUCCUACUAAUUUAUGCUGUCUUAGUCUAUGCUGGCGCCACAGGGAUAGGACCUGAGCUAUCUGUUCCGGUGGCGAAUUUCCUCUUCGUGACAGCUCUUAUCCUGAUUGCCCUUGGCAUGGGUUUUAUCAAAGCCAAUGUUACCACCUUCGGGGCUGGCCAGCUCUAUGACACGUCCGAUAGCGCCCAGAAGAUCCACUCUUACUUCAGAUGGUACAUAUUCUCCAUCAACCUUGGUAAACUGCUUGCAUUCUGCCCCAUUUCGUUGUUCCUCUUAAACUACGCUCCAGCCAUGCCAUCAAACGCAACCACUGCCAACUUGACUGCCAACAUGAGCCUCAUCAGUUCAGCUGUACCAAUUGAAGAACUCCGCCACAAUGAACUCUUAGCUGUUGGAGCAAGUAUACUCCAGGUUGUCUUCGUUGGUGUGGCCAUAUUCGUUUUUAUUGUGGGGAAAGCAAAAUACAAAAUGAUUGAACCCUCUGGUGGACAACACAUUAGUUACGUCUUCUGUUUCAACCAAGGGAAAGAAAUCCUCUAUGAACGCGAGCAUCAGGAAUACCACCAUGAAAUGAUCAUAUACAAACGCAUCGUGUUCAGGUUAACCAUUCUCAUGGCAGCCCUGUUUGCUAUGUACACCAUCUACGAAGCUGUAAUAUUUCAGAUGGUGUCAAUCUUCAUGUUGCAAUUCAAAGAGCUAUCCCAACCAGCCGGGUCUUUGCAUCUUCCCCUGACCUUCAUGAACACAUUCUCUACACUGGUCCUCAUCGUCUGUGUGCCGUUUCUGGAAUGCUUCUCUAAGAGGCGACUCUCGGCUAAAGACGUAACGGAAGAAGAAAUAGAUGCUGCGAUUGCGCAAUGGGCAAGAGAAAGUGAAAAUGGAAGUACCAAUCCCUCUGCGGCGGAGACACCAAACAGCAUCACGAAACUUUUUGGAACGCCGAAAAGAGGAUUUGUCAGUCUGAGUCGUCGUUAUAAUACGGAAGAAUUGAAUGAGGACGUCAGGCGACGAAUUGCUGAAGAUAUUGCUCUAACGAUCCGCAGGCGUGAUAUAUUGGUUCGAAUGGUCAUUGGCCUUGGGCUAGCAGCUUUAUGCAUCCUUUAUGCUGGUAUUUUAGAAUCCGUUCGAAAAAACUACGUUGGCUUGGGUAUCGAGAACCAGCCGUCUGUGUUCUGGCAGGUACCACAGUAUAUCAUCAUGGGGUUUGGAGAAAUGCUCGGAGGCAUAUCAGCGUAUGAGUUUGCUAGUAUGGAAAGUCUUCCAGGUCUGCAAGGCUUUACCAUCGGGAUGUUCAUUUCGACCUACGGACUCGGCAGUCUGUUUGCAUUACUUUGUUAUGCUGGAUUGUCUGGCUCAGUCAUGUAUCCAAAAGACCUCAACGAAAUCAAUAUGGAAUACGUAUGGUUCGGCCAUUUUGGAUUCCUCCUGCUGAUCACACUGGCAUUUAUCACCUUGGCACGGCAAUAUCACCAGGAGCACCCGGGCAGGCUGGAAGAGCCAAAGCGUCCUUACGGUGCAGAUGAUGACGAUGAUAAAUUUUAAGUGACACUAACCAGAUAGAUGAACGAUAUAUCAUGCGGAUACACGCCGAUAUGGAUGUAAACCCUCCCAAAUGGAUGGUGGCCAUGGAGGAUAUUUCGUUUUUAAACAUCAUCAGUAUCCAUUCAUAUUCCAGUGCAUUAAUCAUUUAAAACCAUAUUGCAAUUCUGGCAAUAAUGAUAUUAACAACAAUGAGCUGAGAGCUGAGCGUCAACUUGGAUGCCAUUAGCUACAUGAAUGUAAAUAAUAUAAUAAUAUCGGGCAACUGGAGGAAACCGCAGGAAACCUUUGCUGUCGAAGAAAAUCGCCCUCUCCAUCAGAUAAGUGUACCAGGACCGACCGGGGAUCGUGGUAGGACUGGGCAUGGGCACAUUUGGGUAGAGCAAAGCCGAAAACACAUGUUUGAGUAUUUGGUUUCAUUUUUAGCCCCAUUAUGCGUUCUGGAAA
Lineus longissimus is the source of this 2938-nucleotide messenger RNA. RefSeq lists its product as uncharacterized. Gene Ontology annotation, biological process: oligopeptide transport; transmembrane transport. Gene Ontology annotation, molecular function: transmembrane transporter activity. Bases 449 to 2494 code for a protein of 681 amino acids. The record is from RefSeq and is a predicted model, not a curated record. The transcript is spliced from 9 exons. NCBI's taxonomy places the organism in Eukaryota, Metazoa, Nemertea, Pilidiophora, Heteronemertea, Lineidae. Gene Ontology annotation, cellular component: membrane.